Molecule: messenger RNA, 336 nt
Organism: Adineta ricciae
Lineage: Eukaryota; Metazoa; Rotifera; Eurotatoria; Adinetida; Adinetidae
Source: the annotation of a GenBank genome assembly
AUGAAUACAAACAAUUUUCCACUUCAGACAUCACAACAAUCAAAAUCGACCGAUGAACAACAUUCACACAAGCCAACUUGUACACGCUGUGGUACCAAUCGACUGAUUGAUAUCACACAUCACGAAUUUCCUAAACAAAAAGGUUUACUUUACGAAUGUAUGUCAUGCGGAAACAAUUCUCUUCACUCCAAUGUCUCAGAUGAUGAACGACAACGUCGUUUAGCGAAAGUUGCAGCUGAUCAUCUAAAUAUCACUGAAUGUCAAUUUUGCUCCCAACGCUUUCAUUCCUAUCAAGAUUACUUGAAACAUUUACAAAGCGAUCACGCAUCACAAUGA